AUGAAAACCAGGGAGAAUGUGGAAAAUGAAUAUUCAUGUGGCUAAAAAGGAUUGAAUUCAGCUUGGAUUCUUUCUUGAUUCUUCCACAGCCUGCCCUGUAGAGACAUCAGCAAAUCACUCAACAACAACUUGUUUCUUCAUUUAUAAACCAGCAAUUUCUGUCUCCCAGAGAGGUGCAAGGUUAGCUGAGGCAAAGCUGAUAAAAUCUAGAUGGAAAAUGCUGCAGAAAGUUUCGUUGCACUGCACUGACUGAGCUUCCCCUGAGUGUGGUGAUGAGUUCUGCAGGACAACGCUGCUCACUGACAGUUCUCAGCGCUGACAUGUUGGAGGAAGAUAACGAUGAGAUCUGCUGGAAUAACCUGGAGAACUUCCGAGUGAAGCUGAUCUCCGUGAUCGACCCUUCCCGGAUAACCCCCUACCUCCGGCAGUGCAAAGUGCUCAGCCCUGACGAUGAGGAGCAGGUCCUCAACGACCCCAGCCUGGUCAUGCGCAAACGGAAGGCAGGUGUUCUUCUGGACAUUCUUCAGCGAACAGGACACAAGGGCUUUGAGGCCUUUAUGGAGAGUCUUGAGCUUUAUUAUCCACAGCUGUAUAGGAAAAUAACUGGCAAGGAGCCCAGCAGGGUUUUCUCUAUGAUUAUAGACACUGCUGGGGAAUCAGGCCUGAGCCAGGUGCUGAUGAACGAGAUCAUGAAGCUGCAGAGCGCGGUGCAGGAGGAGCGGCGCAGGGCCCAGGAGCUCACGGUGUGGCUGCACAGCAAGGAGGACACCAUCAGGGAGAUGUGGGUGAGGGACAGCCUGCUCCGAAAGCACCAGGAGCGGGCCCAGAGGAUGAAGGAGGAGAGGGACAGCCUGAGCAGGGAGCUGAAGAAGUGCAAGGAUGAGAACUACAACCUGGCCAUGAGCUACGCCAAGCAGAGUGAAGAGAAGAGCACGGCCCUCAUGAAGAACAGGGACCUGAUCCUAGAGAUUGACCACUUGAAGCACAGCCUCAUGAAGGCUGAGGAUGACUGCAAGCUGGAGAGAAAGCACACCAUGAAGCUCAAACACGCCAUAGAGCAGCGCCCCAGCCACGAGGUGGUGUGGGAGAUCCAGCAGGAGAAGGAGCUGCUCUUGGCCAAGAACCAGGAGCUGGAGAACACUCUCCAGGUUGCCAGGGAACAGAAUUUGGAGAAGAGCCUCUCCAAGGAGACUCUGGAGAGUGACUGCAGGCAGAUACUGGAGGAACGGCGGGAGCUGGUGGACACCAUUUACAGCCUGCGCAAGGAGCUGCGCCGAGCCAGGGCGCUCCAGGACAAAUAUGCAGAGGAAAAAGAGAUGCUUGAGCUGCAGUGCACAUCCCUGAGGAAGGACUCCCAGAUGUAUAAGAAACGGAUUGAAGCUGUUCUGCAGCAGAUGGAGGAAGUGGCUGCAGAAAGAGACCAGGCUCUCCUGACCCGGGAGCAGUUCCACAUGCAGUACUCCAAGAACCUGGUGGAGAGAGACGCUCACCGCAAGCAGAUCCGGGAGCUGGGGGAGAGAUGUGACGAGAUGCAGCUGCAGCUCUUCCAGAAGGAGAGCCAGCUGCUGGCCACUGAGGCCAAGCUGAAAAGGUUGCAACUGGAGCUGCCCACCCCGACCUCUGACCUGGAUGAUACCUCCUCCAGAGAUUCCCAGGAACUCACCCUUCACAGUCACCUGGACGAAGAUGCACAGCCCACUAAAAAAGAUUGCCCUGAAGGACCAAACCAGCAGCUGAGCCCUGGAGAAGACAAUCUGCCCCCAAAGUCACUCAGUGAGUGUGGCUUGGCCAAUGAGGAACUGGCAGAAAAGGAGAGGAAGAGGAUGAAGGACUGCUUUGAGCGCUACCGAAGAAAAAGAGCCAUGAGGAGGGUGCCAAAGGACCGGCACCACGAGGCCGACUGGGAGAACACCACAGGCAGUGACAACACCGACACCGAGGGCUCCUGAGGGAGGGACAACAGGGACACCAUCCGCUCCUGAGAGAGGAAAACAGGGACACUGAGGGCUCCUGAGGGAGGGACAACGGGGACACUGAGGGCUCUGGAACGAGGGACAACAGGGACACCGAAGUCUCCUGAGAGAUGAAAACAGGGACACCAUCAGCUCCUGAGAGAGGGACAACAGGGACACUGAGGGUUCUGGAAUGAGGGACAAUGGGGACACCAUCAGCUCCUGAAGGAGGGACAACACUGGCAUUGAGGUUUCCUGAGUGCAGGAACCAACCUGGGAGGAAAACCCAGCCUGUGCUGGGGUGGCUGUGCCUCUGACUUUCACUCUCUAUGGACUAUUUAGAUUUUAAGACCAUCCAACCCAACAUUCACGAAAAGUUAACAUGCGAAAGGCUAAUGCGUGCCAAAGGUUGGACUCCGGGAUCUCAGGGGUCUUUUCCAACCUCGUUGAUUCUGUGUUACCGGACACUAUUGUUUGCAUCUGAAGCGCCCUCAUCCAUCUCUCUUAUAGGUUAAUAAACACGAUUAAAUAUUGCGUGUGCGACAGUGCCCGGGACUGAGCUGCCGGUUAAUGA
Lepidothrix coronata (blue-crowned manakin) is the source of this 2526-nucleotide messenger RNA. It is a transcript of the gene CARD9, whose product is annotated as caspase recruitment domain family member 9. The transcript is spliced from 14 exons. The coding region runs from base 273 to 1949 and encodes 558 amino acids. The record is from RefSeq and is a predicted model, not a curated record. NCBI's taxonomy places the organism in Eukaryota, Metazoa, Chordata, Aves, Passeriformes, Pipridae. Gene Ontology annotation, biological process: positive regulation of canonical NF-kappaB signal transduction; regulation of apoptotic process.